AUGCUGCUGCGGAGCCUGGCGGCCGGAGGCCGGGCGGCGCGCGCGGCUGCCCGGGGCGCGGCAAGUAGCGGGGGCCGCGCGCUGAGGGCGGGGGGCGGGCCCGGGAGCCCCGGCUUCUCGGGGCGGGGACGGGACGGGGGCGCGGCGGCCCCCGGGCUCACGCGCCUGUCCGCUCCCCAGGGGCCCCGCCGACUCGCCGGCCGCGGGGGGUUCGCGGAGGCCCGCGCGGGGGCCCCGGCAGCUGCGGACGGCGCGCGGCCGCCCGGGGAGCGCCCCUCGGAGCCCGCGUUCCCCCCGCCGCCCGAGCUCCGGCCGCCCACGAACUGCUGCCUGAGCGGCUGCCCCGGCUGCGUGUGGCUGGACUACGCGGAGGCGCUGCUGCGGCACUACCGGGACGGCGGCGCGCGCGCCCUGGCCGCGCUGGACGAGCACGUGGCCGACGAGAACCUCAAGGCCUUCCUCCGGCUGGAGAUCCGGCUGCGCUUGAGGAGCGGGGGCUGA
This is a messenger RNA of Talpa occidentalis (Iberian mole), 501 nucleotides long. RefSeq names its product oxidoreductase like domain containing 1 (gene OXLD1). Bases 1 to 501 code for a protein of 166 amino acids. Gene Ontology annotation, cellular component: mitochondrion. The transcript has a single exon. NCBI's taxonomy places the organism in Eukaryota, Metazoa, Chordata, Mammalia, Eulipotyphla, Talpidae. The record is from RefSeq and is a predicted model, not a curated record.